Cokeromyces recurvatus is the source of this 801-nucleotide messenger RNA. Its product is annotated as rab-GTPase-TBC domain-containing protein. The transcript has 6 exons. Gene Ontology annotation, molecular function: GTPase activator activity. Gene Ontology annotation, cellular component: endoplasmic reticulum membrane. Gene Ontology annotation, biological process: positive regulation of GTPase activity; endoplasmic reticulum to Golgi vesicle-mediated transport. NCBI's taxonomy places the organism in Eukaryota, Fungi, Mucoromycota, Mucoromycetes, Mucorales, Mucoraceae. Bases 1 to 801 code for a protein of 266 amino acids. The record is from RefSeq and is a predicted model, not a curated record.
AUGAUCUAUAUAACAAUAAUAGAAAAAGACUUGGCUGAUCCUCUACAAAUCACUAAAGACGUAGAGAGAUCGUUAUAUUAUUAUCCUCAAGGUAAUAAUAUUUCACCUGGAUUUCAUGAUAUUUGCACAUGCUUUUUAUUAGUUCUUGGAAAGAAAUUAGCCAUUCCAGCAGCAGAAAAUGUCGCUUUGUUCUUUAUUAGAGAUGCUAUGUUAGAUUCUUUUGACCCGAUAUCUAAACAACUUCAACUUAUGAGUUCUUUAAUAGAAUAUGAAGAUCCUGGAUUAACUUUAUUUUUAGAAAAAGCAAAUAUUAUGCCCUAUUAUGCCUUAAGUUGGCUUCUGACGUGGUUUAGUCAUGAUUUUGAAAAUUACGAAAAAGUGAUUCGAUUAUUUGAUGUCUUUAUAUCAAGCCAAGCCAUGAUGCCAGUAUAUAUUGCUAGCGCGGUUACUUUAUUACGUAGAAAUGAAAUACUUGCAGCAGAUAAAGACUUGGUUCAUUCACUCAUUACUCGAAUUCCUCAAGAUAUGGAUAUAGAAGAGAUUAUAGCAAAGGCCAUAGAAUUAGAAAGUAAAUAUUCAAUACUUCAACUUCAAAAACAAAGUGGAAUAUGGCUACACGAUGAAUCUGUGAUAAAUACUUGGAAAAAAGAUUGGGAAAAAUUAAAAUGGGGACAAGUGCCAGAUCAAUUACAAGCAAAUAGAUACCUUAGUCAUCAAAUAGAGAAGGAAGAAUGGGAGGAUGAAAUGUCAUUAGAGUGGACUAGAAGAAGAAGAAUGACUAUUAUUGAAGAUGAGAUAUGA